Messenger RNA from Dipodomys spectabilis (banner-tailed kangaroo rat), 1387 nucleotides. It is a transcript of the gene Hgh1, whose product is annotated as HGH1 homolog. The record is from RefSeq and is a predicted model, not a curated record. The transcript is spliced from 6 exons. Bases 37 to 1239 code for a protein of 400 amino acids. Lineage: Eukaryota; Metazoa; Chordata; Mammalia; Rodentia; Heteromyidae.
CCUGGGCGGGCGGCGGCGGCGGCGGUGCCGGGAAGCAUGCGGGAGGCCGAGGCGGACGCGGGUGUGUCGGGCGGGUGCGCGCCGGGAGGGCCGGAGGCGGAGGCCGCGGGGCUGCUGCCCUUCCUGGCGCCGGGCGCGCGGGCCGACCUCCAGGCGGCGGCGGCGCGGCAGGUGCUGGCGCUGAGCGGCGCGGGGCCGGGCCGCGGGCUGCUGGCGGCGCACGCGGAGCUGCUGCGGGCGCUGGCGGCGCUGGCCGCGGCCCCGGCCCCGGCCCCGGCCCGCGACGCCACCUGCGCGCUGGUGAACCUGGCCGCGGACGCCGGCCUGCACGGGCCGCUGCUGGCGGCCGAGCCCGGCCUGCCCGCGCUCCUGCUCGGCCGCGCCUUGGACCCGCAGUGGCCCUGGGCGGAGGAGGCGGCCGCUGCCCUGGCCAACCUGAGCCGCGAGCCCGCGCCGUGCGCCGCGCUGAUGGCGGCGCUGGCGGCCGCCGAGCCGGGGCCGCCGGGCCUGGAGCGGCUGGUGCGCGCGCUGUGCACGCCCGGCUACAACGCGCGCGCGCCCCUGCACUACCUGGGCCCGCUGCUCUCCAACCUCAGCCAGCAGCCCGGAGCGCGCGCCUUCCUCCUGGACCCCGGCAGGUGUGUGGUCCAGCGGCUGCUGCCCCUCACGCAGUACUCGGACUCCUCGGUGCGCAGGGGCGGGGUGGUGGGGACGCUGCGGAAUUGCUGCUUCGAGCACCGACAUCACGAGUGGUUGCUUGGGCCUGAGGUCGACAUUCUCCCCUUCUUGUUACUUCCGUUGGCUGGGCCUGAGGAUUUCUCGGAGGAAGAAAUGGACAGGCUGCCUGUUGACCUGCAGUACCUGCCCCCAGACAAGCAGCGUGAGCCUGAUGCGGACAUCCGGAAGAUGCUCAUUGAAGCCAUCAUGCUGCUGACAGCCACUGCCCCUGGUAGGCGGCAGGUGCGGGACCAGGGAGCCUACUUGAUCCUUCGAGAACUACACAGUUGGGAACCUGAGCCUGAUGUCCAGGUGGCCUGCGAAAAGCUCAUCCAGGUGCUCAUUGGGGAUGAGCCAGAGAGCGGCAUGGAAAACCUGCUGGAGGUACAGGUGCCCGAGGAUGUGGAGCGACGGCUUCAGCAGCUGGACCAGCUGGAGCAGGAGCAGAAAGACCUCGACCGGAGCCGCAUGCCGAGGGGGUCCUGCCCACCUGAGGCCCCUGCCCCCAAACACCAGCUCUAGGCCCGCCUUCCUCUUGCUUCUUGCAAGCUCCUUUGUUCUUGUUUGGAGGCUGUUUCCUCCUGAGAAGCAGAGCUAUAUUUUUUAAUCUUUUUUUAUUUUUUUGGCCAGUCCUGAGGCUUGAACUCAGAGCCUGGGCACUGUCCCUGAG